Cylicostephanus goldi is the source of this 1239-nucleotide messenger RNA. The record is from the annotation of a GenBank genome assembly. Lineage: Eukaryota; Metazoa; Nematoda; Chromadorea; Rhabditida; Strongylidae.
AUGUGUGCAUUUACACCAAAUACACCUUUGGAAGAAUCUCAAACCUAUUACCUAGUUGAAAAUAUUUAUCUAUUCCAGGAAAACGUAUAUGGGCAAGAAUGCGACACCUGCAAACCCGGCACAUUCCAUCUAUCUGCUGCGAACCCCAAAGGUUGCGUGAACUGCUUCUGUUUUGGAACCACGGAUCAGUGCAGAUCAAGCAUGUUCCCAGUGUCGAUUGUAAGUACCGCAUUUGAUAUGUCUGGAUUCACCGUGAAUGACCCAUCUGGUAAUGUCACAGUCGACGAUCAUAUUGUGACUUAUACAGCUGGUGAAGGAGCUCCUUCUGGCGUAUAUUUUAACGCUCCAAUCACUUCGGGAUCGGACUACACGAGCAGCUAUGGACUGACGCUAUACUUCCAAAUGUCGUCACAUCCACAAGAAGGUCCACAUGCUAUGAGUUCGGAUGCAGAUGUACGACUUUAUGGGAACAAUAUGACGGCCGAAUUCUGGGCUCCAGAACAACCAGCUAAUCCUCAAGAAGCGUUUACUGUGCGCGUAAAGCUGUUACCGGAAAACUUCUUGUCAUCUAAUGGACAACCGAUCACUCGAGCAGAUCUGAUGAUGAUCCUGCACUCUUUACAAAACGUUACCAUCAAAGCUUCCUACUAUAACAACCCAAAAUCCGCUCAGCUUAUUGAUUUCGGCUUGGAAGUGGCUGGGGAGAAUCUUCCACCAUCAGCUAUGCAGGCCUCGUCAGUGGAACAAUGCGCUUGCCCAGCUCCUUACAGCGGUCCGAGUUGUCAGCACUGCGCUCCUGGGUACUACCGGGUCCAGUCCGGCUCGUACCUUGGUGCUUGCGUACCUUGUGAAUGCAAUGGGCAUUCGGGCUCGUGCGAUCCUGAUACCGGAGUCUGCUUCGACUGUCAACACAACACUCAUGGAGAUCAUUGCGAACUUUGUGAAGAAGGGCAUUAUGGGGAUGCGACAGAUGGUAGUCCAUACUCAUGUAUGCCUUGUCAAUGUCCAUUCUCGCCGACGAAUAAUUUUGCCACUGGAUGUCAGGUCUCCGAGUUUGGGCAACUGCUAUCGUGUAACUGUAAACCUGGCUAUGCUGGUGACCGAUGUGAUAGGUUUGUACAUGGUUAUGUGCUUUUAUUAAGUUAUAUGGGCAUAGGCUCUGGGCAUACAGUAUGCCACGCGACGCAUUCGCGAAGCGUGUCACUACCUCGCGAGGCCUAUAAGCGCAGAAGCGCAUGA